AUGUAUUUAAUUUUUAUUCAAUUGCUAACGAAAUUUUUCUUUCUCCAUUUUUCUGUCUUUUUAUCAUUUUUUGUAUUUAAUUAUGGACAACAACAAUUUGGAUAUUCUAAUAAUAAUCCUUUUUAUUCUUCCUUAAGUCAAUCACCUUUUUCUUCCUUUUCCCCAUACGGGAAGUCCAGUUACUUUUACUUGACCCCUUAUGGUAAUUAUGGACAAAGUGGUUAUGAGGGGCCACCAUUCGGAAUUAAUUCUUAUUGGCAGCCAGGCAUUGCUUAUCCUUCAGGAUAUGGUUAUGGACAGUCAGGAGGAUAUAACCCUUCCCUACAAUGCAUUGACCAAUCAACAACUUGUGCAUUACAAGCAAGUUCAGGCAAAUGUACCUACAGUCCAAACACACUUGCAAACUGUCCAAUUUCUUGUGGUGUCCCCUGUCCAGCAUCGAAUUACUUACCUAAUUAUUACAAUAAUGGAGGAGGGAACCCUUUAUUCCAACAACCACCAAUCCCUUCCUCAACCCAACCUUAUAGCCCCUCAACAACCACUCAAUACAAUUACAACGACAAUUUCUCCACCAAUCAACCUUUCAACAAUCAACCUUUCUUUUGCAGAGAUUCGCACAUUUUUGGCUGCCCAAAUUGGGCAAAAUUAAAUUUUUGCCAAAAAAUUCCGGAAUUUAUGUUAAAUUAUUGUAGAGCAAGUUGUGGGGUUUGCAAUAAUAAUUACCUUCCUUCCCCAUAUAAAACAACAACCAGAAAUCCGUUUAAUCCCCAAAGCACUUUUAUGCCCUUAGGCAAUAAAUAUUUUAAUAAUGAAGAGUUGGAAGGACCUCCAGAGCCUUUUGGAGAACUUUAUUCGAAUGAAUUUUUACAAAAACAGGAUAAUCAACUUCCAAAUAAUUUCUUGCCUUAUUCUCAUUAUUAUUAUUUAAAUUCCCCGUUAAAAGCAGCUACAGAAAGGAAAGAAAAACAAAUAAAAAUGGCAGAUAAUGCAGAUUUUCAGCAAAAUAAGAUUUUAUUCAGCGAGGAUGAACAACAACAACAAUUAUUACAACAAAAUAAUUUACCAACCAAUCAAAAACAGCACCAAUUAACACCAUCACAAAUGCCUCCAUCUACUUUAACUACCCAACAUUCAAGUACUAGCAAAUUAAUUAAAAUGGAUGAUUUAUUAGAUAAUUAA
Meloidogyne enterolobii is the source of this 1179-nucleotide messenger RNA. The record is from the annotation of a GenBank genome assembly. Lineage: Eukaryota; Metazoa; Nematoda; Chromadorea; Rhabditida; Meloidogynidae.